AUGAUACCCUUUAGGUUUUACAACGUUGUCAGGAGUCUUACGACGACUACCGAUAAAAUUGCUAACAUCGUUAAGAAGAACAAAGUAGUUGUGUUCAUGAAAGGUGUUCCAGAUAGUCCAAAGUGCGGCUUUAGUAAUGUGGUUGUGCAAAUAUUGAAAAUGCAUGAUGUCAAAUAUGAUGCUUAUGAUGUUCUUGCUGAAAAUGAGCUCAGACAAGGUAUCAAGGAUUACUCUAACUGGCCCACAAUACCUCAAGUGUUUAUAAAUGGAGAAUUUGUAGGUGGAUGUGAUAUUCUCCUACAAAUGCACAAGAAUGGUGAACUAGUAGAAGAAUUAAAGAAAGUAGGAAUCACGAGUGCUCUUUUAAAGGAGGGACAGAAAUCCAAAGACUAA
Habropoda laboriosa is the source of this 393-nucleotide messenger RNA. RefSeq names its product glutaredoxin-related protein 5, mitochondrial (gene Grx5). The transcript is spliced from 3 exons. Lineage: Eukaryota; Metazoa; Arthropoda; Insecta; Hymenoptera; Apidae. The record is from RefSeq and is a predicted model, not a curated record. The coding region runs from base 1 to 393 and encodes 130 amino acids. Gene Ontology annotation, molecular function: disulfide oxidoreductase activity.